AUGUCCAAGAAGUCCGAUUUACUCGUCAGGGUGAGGUAUCUUAACCCGAUACCAAACCCACCUUUCCCACCUAAACUGCUCAACAUAUCAACAGAUAUCAAUAGAUUAGGAGAACCAAGCUACCUGAAUCACCUCGCAGCUAGUACUCAAUUGCCAAUGCUAGUGGACUCAGAGAUGGGUAUGCCCUUGGAUCUGAAUGCGUAUGAUGGUAUAUGGGACGGACGAGAUGAGUCUCUCAAUCCGACCAUAGAUGUCGGUCAAGUGCAUCACCCGAUUGAUGUAGCCUUGCUGGCUCCUUUCAAUGCUCCACCUGAAGCAAUCGGAGAUCAAAAAGCUCCAACAGUGACAGAGGUUUCAUGGAUGAGAAACAAUAAUUAUCUUACAAGAAAGAACAAUGCACGACGGAAGGAAGCGUCCGAGGCAAAAGCCGAAGCAGUUGUCGAUGCUUCCGAGGCUGCUCAGAUAAUGGCGAUUGAGAAGACUUUCCACGACUUGUACGAGCAAGAUUCAAAAGAUAUCAGGCAUCCAGAUAAAAGGAAGAAAGGGCUGAGAAGCUAUGACAUAUUGCCAGAUGUCGAGAGCUGGUCGAACGCUUAUGCGCUCAUUCGAUAUCCCGAGCGCCCUUCAGCUGCCACUGCUAUUAAUCCCGCUGCUUCUGCAUCGUCCCCUCGAUUGUCCAAAGCCCUACUUCGACCAAUCAAAGAAGACGAAGAUGAUCAACAGAUGAUUGAGUUUUACCUGCCCAACGAGGAGGAUCUCCCUCGUCUGGCAGAAGCGUAUGACAAUGCUAUACCGUACGACCAGGUGGAGAAUAUCUAUGCUGUGUCAGGAGAAGAUCCAAAUGAUCCCACUCUUGAAGACAUAUUUCCGCACGUUCAUUACGAUCGAAUUCGAAUGUACGAGGUUGUAUCUUCCGCACCGCCUUCCAAAGACAUGUUGGUAUCUUUUCAAGAAGCAGAAGAAGAAGAGGAGGAGGAUCAGCCAGCCACCAAGAAGAAGAGAAAGGGUGUCUAUUAUCAUGAGAUAAACUUCAAGACUCUACUUCGAAAGACAAGGGCAAAGUUGCGAGAUCAGGUGGCUGUAUCUGCAGACCUGUGGGAUAAAGCGAUCGUUGGUUACCGACAACCUGGGAAGAAGGAGGAAAAGGAUCGAGAAGAAAGUAAAGCUCAAGUGGCGGAUCCUACAUGGGCAAAUGAGGAACUGCGAAGGUUAAGAGGUGGGGAUAAUAUGGCUGAAUUGCAAGGCGAAGCUAUUCAAGAUGAAGACGUGGAAUUGGAUGAAGAAGCUCAAAGGUUGGAAGCAGCUGUUCAUGAGGAAGAAGCAGACGAUUGA
Messenger RNA from Kwoniella shivajii, 1332 nucleotides. RefSeq lists its product as uncharacterized. The record is from RefSeq and is a predicted model, not a curated record. Gene Ontology annotation, molecular function: chromatin binding; RNA polymerase II complex binding. The transcript has 7 exons. Bases 1 to 1332 code for a protein of 443 amino acids. Gene Ontology annotation, biological process: transcription elongation by RNA polymerase II. Lineage: Eukaryota; Fungi; Basidiomycota; Tremellomycetes; Tremellales; Cryptococcaceae. Gene Ontology annotation, cellular component: Cdc73/Paf1 complex.